GCGCGGGGGGGACGCGGAACCACCGGGACCGGGGACACGGGGACACGGGGACAGCGACACGGACACGGGGACAGCCAGCCCCGCGGGGACUGACCGGCGGACAGCGCACAGCCAGCUCCCCGAGGGACAGGGGACAGCCAGCCCUGGGCGGGACAGACACACGGACGGACGAGGGACAACCAGAUCUGGGAGGGGUCAGGGGACAGAGAGUCCCGAAAGGACAGACGGACAGGGGACAGCCAGCUCCGAGGGGGGCAGGGGACGGCGGGACAGUUAGCCCCGGAGGGGACAGACAGACGGACAGGGGACAGUCCCGAGGAGGGACAGGAGGACAGCGCAGAGCAGCCGGGGUCUUGGACAGGCACCGGGGGGACACGGGAACAGGGAGCCCAGCGCAGGGACAGACGGACAGGGUGACAAGGGGGACGCCCAGCGCCCCGGGAGCGGGGCUGUGCCGAGCCUCCCGCAGCGGCUCCUCCGCCCGGCCGCGCACCGGGAGCCCGGCGGGGCCGCUCGGCGGCUGCUCCGCCGCCUUCCCCGGUCGGGGAUGCAGCCCGGAGCCGCGGGCAGGCGGCGAUCGGGGCUCCGCGACACGGCUGCCCGACACCCACCCGGAGCCGCGAGUCCCCGAAGGGAUUUGAAGCUGGGUCAAGCGAUGGAAAUGUCAUUGUCGCGGCUCGGGGGCCCGGAGAAGUGAGCGGCUGGGACACCGGGGCACCGGGCUCUGCUCUGCAGCCAGACACCGGGACUGUCCCGAGAAACCAGCACAGCCCUGGGCAGAGCGGGCAGAAAGUGGGGACUGUCACAGACUUCAGGGACACAGGACAGUACCUGGGGCCAGGAGCUGUCCCACCACCCACUCGGGACUGGGAACGUCGGCCUCUUGACCGGACUCUGGCACCCACCUGAGCCCGAUGAGGAGCUGGGGCUGCGUGUGAACCUAUGCAGACCAGGAAGAAAUACAUUUUCCUGACUUUCCUUGCCUCUUGGCUUCUCCUUUUCUUCUUUGGAGGGGAUCAGCUGCGCCGUUUCGCUUUCUUUUCUGGGAGGAAAGCAGAAGCCCGGAGGAGCUGGCCCCGCUGGACGGAUCAAUCCCUCCUCAAAAGCUUUGCAGACCCCGAGGAGCUGCAGAGGGAUGGGGACCCUUCCCUGCUGUCCCCCCGGGAGCGACGGGCGGCGUGGCUGAGCGUCUACAGGAGCAGCAGAUGCCGGAUGGAAACCUGCUUCGACCUCUCCAGGUGCGAGAGGAACGGCUUCAAAGUGUUCACCUACCCCCAGGAGCGGGGCCAGCCGGUCUCGGAGACCUACAGCAAAAUCCUCAGCUCCAUCGAGCGCUCCCGCUACCACACGCCGAGGCCCGAGGAAGCGUGCCUCUUCAUCCUCGGCAUCGACACGCUGGACCGCGACCGCCUCUCGGGCCAGUACGUCCGCAACGUGGACGAGAAAAUCCGCGGCUUCCCGCUCUGGAACGGCGGCCGCAACCACCUCAUCUUCAACCUCUACUCGGGCACCUGGCCCGGCUACACCGGCGAGCUGGGCUUCGACACCGGCCAGGCCAUCCUGGCCAGAGCCAGCUUCGACAGCCGCAGCUUCCGGCCCGGCUUCGACGUCUCCAUCCCUCUGUUCCCCAGGGAGCACCCGCAGCGCGGCGGGGACGGGGGGUGGCUGCGGCAGGACUCGGUGCCCCCCAAAAAGAAAUACCUGCUGGUGUUCAAGGGGAAGAGGUACCUGACGGGCAUCGGCUCCGGCACGCGGAACGCGCUGCACCACAUCCACAACGGGAAGGACAUCAUCUCCCUCACCACCUGCAAGCACGGCAAAGACUGGGAGAGGCACAAGGACACGCGCUGCGACAAGGACAAUGUCGACUAUGAAAGGUUUGACUACCAGGAGCUGCUGCACAACUCCACCUUCUGCAUCGUGCCCCGGGGCAGGCGCCUGGGCUCCUUCCGCUUCCUCGAGGCUCUGCAGGCCGCCUGCAUCCCGGUGCUGCUGAGUGAUGGCUGGGAGCUGCCCUUUGCCGAGGCCAUCGACUGGGGCAAAGCUGCUGUCGUGGGCAGCGAGAGGCUCCUGCUGCAGAUCCCCUCCGCCGUGCGCUGCAUCCGCCCCGAGCGCGUGCUGGCCUUCCAGCAGCAGACCCAGUUCCUGUGGGAUGCCUACUUCUCCUCCGUGGACAAGAUCGUGCACACCACGCUGGAGAUCAUCAAGGACCGGCUGUCUCCGCACCGCUCCCGCUCCCGCUUCCUCUGGAACGCGCUGCCCGGGGGGCUCCUGGUCCUGCCGGAAUUCUCCACCCACCUCGGGGAUUUUCCCUUCUACUACCUGCAGCAAGGCUACAGCCCCUCCAAGAAGUUCACGGCUUUCAUCCGGACGGUCUCGCAAGCAGGGUCGCUGUCCCAGCCCAUCCUCAGGCUCAUCCAAGCCGUCUCUGGAUCCCAGCACUGCGCCCAGAUCGUGGUCCUGUGGAACUGCGAGAAGCCACCACCCCCGAGCGGGAAAUGGCCCCAGAGCAGCGUGCCUCUGACCAUCAUCCAGGGCAGGAGGAAGCUCAGCGACCGCUUCUUCCCCUUCGGGGUCAUCCAGACGGACGCGGUGCUGAGCCUGGACGAGGACACCAGCCUCUCCACCAGCGAGGUGAGGCCACGGCCCCGCGUCCCUCGGACACUCAGGGCAGCGGCGGUCCCCUCCCCGAUGUGCACGGAGAGCAGCGGCUGUGCCGCGGUCAGUGCCCAGAUGUGCAGGCUGUGCACGGCCUCCACGCCCCGCACCGCCAGCAGCGUCUCCCGCACGGCGUUGAAAUCCAUCCCUUUGGGGGUCCCUGCGGGGGCACGGCAGCUCGGGGACGGCCCCACGGCCCCCGUGGGUGCCCCCGCCGCCCACCCCGCCCCGGGGGUCCCUACCCUCCAUGAGGACGAGGAGGACAUCGCGGAGGAUGUUCGGGGGGCUGCGGGGGCCGGGGGGGUCGGCCACAUCCCCUCACCCCGUCCUCCCCCCAGGUACUACCACAGCCUCUUCACCGAGUACCUGCCCGCGGGGCUGCGGGAGCUGGUGGACGGGCUGGCCGCCUGCGAGGACAUCCUGAUGAACGUCCUGGUGGCCGCUGUCACCAAGCUGCCACCCAUCAAGGUGACCCAGCGCAAGCAGCUGAAGGAGGGGGUGGCCCAGCAGGCGGGGUGCAGCGAUGGGGCUGCGGGGACCCCCCCGGCCCCUCGCUCUGCCCCUGCCCGGGCGGAGGGCACGGCGGGCAGCCCGCGUUCCUCCCAGCCGCAGGACUGCCUCAACCAGCUGGCAGACUGGUUUGGCUACAUGCCCCUGGUGCCCUCCCAGCUGCGCCUCGACCCCGUCCUCUUCAAGGACCAGGUCUCCGUCCUGCGCAAGAAAUACCCGAGCUUGGAGAAGCCAUGAGGGCUCCGGGGUCGGGGCGGGCUCCCGGUGCCGCUCCCGGUGCUCGGAGCCCUCCGGGAGCAGGCUGGCUGCUGACGGGGUUUUACUCGUUAUUGGGUUUUUUAACAGUGCAAUAAAGGAGGGGGGAGUGUAGGAUUCAGAUGGUGGCUGUGGGGUGUGGGGGAAGCACCGGGAGCACCGGGAGCAUCGGCUUUUGGCUGCUCCAACACUUCUGCCUUCGGCACCCUGGAAAUAACCCGGGCAGCCCCCCCAGCCCUGCGGGGAGGGAGAGUCCUUCACCUUCCCGAGAGCAAACAGAGGAGCGAUAAGAGCUGUGUGUGACCUCCCUCCCCGGCUCCAGCUGGGUGUCCCGCAGUCCCCGGGCAGCCCAGCACCCCAUCGCCUCGCAGCGCUCCCCGGAGAAGGGAAAAGGCGUGUUCCAGCUGGCUUUCC
Molecule: messenger RNA, 3837 nt
Organism: Pyrgilauda ruficollis (rufous-necked snowfinch)
Lineage: Eukaryota; Metazoa; Chordata; Aves; Passeriformes; Passeridae
Gene: EXTL1
Product: exostosin like glycosyltransferase 1
Exons: 11
Coding region: 943-3405 (820 amino acids)
Cellular component (GO): membrane
Molecular function (GO): glycosyltransferase activity
Source: RefSeq, a predicted model, not a curated record